AUGUACGAGCAGGUUUUUGUGACAUCACAAGUAGUUUGGAAGCCAACUGUGGCCCAUUCAGACUCCAGUCGGGCCUCCUGCAGUGAUCAGCCUGCUUUGGAUAGACCCAGAUCUGGAUUUGCUUCUACCUUUGACCUGCAGUCACAGUUCUGGCUGGAGGUGCAGAGCUCCAUGCCUUGCUCUGUGCUGCUCCGUUGUUCCCUUUUGAUCCAGAUGGAACCGGCCAAAGACAAGGUGUUGGUCGGGCAGAUUUUGCACACGCUGCAGGAGCUGGAUCUCCCUGUCCACUUCCUGGGAGCCAACAGCAGCACCAUGCUGCUGGAGACCCAGGCUAAACUGCUGGCUGUACUGAAGGUAAGGGAGAAUCAGAACCAGGAGUGA
Messenger RNA from Centropristis striata (black sea bass), 381 nucleotides. Its product is annotated as small ribosomal subunit protein bS1m-like. Gene Ontology annotation, cellular component: mitochondrial small ribosomal subunit. The record is from RefSeq and is a predicted model, not a curated record. The coding region runs from base 1 to 381 and encodes 126 amino acids. Lineage: Eukaryota; Metazoa; Chordata; Actinopteri; Perciformes; Serranidae. The transcript has 3 exons.